AUGAAGGUUUCUGAUAUUGUGUUGGCUGCUUUUCCAGUCUUAGCAGUUGCUACCAAUGUAUGGUCGCCAGAACCUACGGACAAAAGGGAAGCUAAGUUCUCUGUUUUGGAAGACUAUUUGGAUUAUGUCUUGCAAAUUAACACUGAACAAACACCACCUGAUUGGAAGUUCACUUCCGAGUUGCAACGUGAGUUUGGAGAUAAAUGGAACCAUUUGAUUGUUACCAUGGAUGACUAUCCAUCAUUCGACCAAUCCAAGCUUCUUUCGCGUUCUCACCAAGAAGAUGUCGAUGAACAUAAGCUUGAAGCAAUUAUUCAAUCAUCUUCAUGGAAAUCCAUGACUCCAAGCUUGAAAUCAGCACAUAACAAGUACCUUCUGAAGUUUUCAGGAUUUGAUAAUAGACUACAAACUAUUUGGAACUACGCUUCAAAUUCUCCUAAAGUUAUGUGGUCCAACAAUGACUACGAUUGGGUGGAAAAUAUCCCUAUUGUUGUGGAUGAACUUUCUCAAUUGGUUAGAAUCACUGAAACAGUCUCAAAGGCGUCCAAUCCUAGGGAAGGAGAAUCGUUUGUGUUCCAUUCUCAAGCUCUUAGAUUAAUUUCUGAAAAAUAUGGAAGAAACAGUGAUGAAUUGAAGCAAUUAGAAGUUGAUUUGAAGAACUUAUUGGAAAAAUUGACUCACAAGUUCAACGUUUAUCUUGUUAACAUUGCUCCUAAACAUACAGUUGAAGAAAUAAGUAAACGGAAUGAACAAUUGGAAACAGUAUUCAAACGUGUUGAAGAUACUUCCUGUUUUAGUUCUGAAGAAGCUUGUCAAGUGUCUACAUCUAAUUGCAAUAACCAUGGUGUUUGCACUAUGUCCAAGUCCAAGGGUUGCUGGUCAUGUUUAUGCUCUCCUACUGUUGAUAAGAAGAAGGGAACCGUUUCUUGGGCUGGGUAUGACUGUAGUAAAAAGGACGUAUCGUUUCAAGCAAACUUGUUUAUCUGGACUGGUAUUGCUGCUACAUUAGUCAUUGCUGGUGGUGUUAGUUUUUUGUUUUCCUUGGGAUCUGAACCUCUUCCGGGUGUAUUGGACGCUAUGACUAAGAAGAGUACUUAG
Molecule: messenger RNA, 1098 nt
Organism: Lizanozyma spartinae
Lineage: Eukaryota; Fungi; Ascomycota; Pichiomycetes; Serinales; Debaryomycetaceae
Exons: 1
Coding region: 1-1098 (365 amino acids)
Cellular component (GO): endoplasmic reticulum
Source: RefSeq, a predicted model, not a curated record